CACCCCGUUCCUCACAUGAUCUGGGCAGAUCGUCAUCUCCUGUCUGUGAAAGCGUUCCAGGCCUAACCCUAACCCUUGAGCGUAGGGGAAGACAGGAUGACAAGGGGGGAGCCUUGGUGGAGUGGAGGAGUGAUGAGCUGAAGCUGUGCUUGGAGCUGCAAAGACUGAAGGCUGAUAAAGUCAAGGGCUACCUCUUUAAGUCCAGUCGCAGGAGUGGCCUGUGAGAAAGGAAAAAAAUCUGGAACAGCGAAGGUUCAGGAAAAGGCCUGCCAAAUAGCUGUGCUCAGGAAUGCUGAUUUUUUUUUGUUUUUUUGCCUGACAUCUUUGACAGUCACAGCCGUGUUAGCUCCAGCACAGAAAACAUUAGUGGACAGUAAUGGCGAUCAACCUUCCAGGAGUGGUUGUCAUGGUGUUUUUUUAUCUGCUGGUCUUUGGAAUUGGAAUAUGGGCUUCUUUCAAAUCCAAACGAGAGCAGAGGAGGAGUGGAGCAUCUGCGAUGGAGAUGACGCUCUUGGGAAACCGAGGCAUUAACUGCAUGGUCGGUGUCUUUACAACAACAGCCACAUGGAUGGGUGGCGCCUUCAUUGUGGGCACAACUGAGAUGGUCUACACACCUUCCAUGGGGCUGAUCAAGGCUGUUGUGAUGAUUCUUGGGUAUAGCGCAACGUUUGUCGUUGGUGGUGCAAUCUUUGUUAAGCCAAUGAGAGAAAGUAACUAUAUUACCAUGUUGGACCCAUUCCAUCUCAAGUAUGGACACGUGAUAACUGCUGGUCUGAGUCUCGUUGUCAUUUUACUGGAUCUGCUGUGGCUGCCCGCUACCCUGAUGGGUUUAGGUGCCACCCUGAGUGUGAUCCUCGACAUUUCCUACACCAUGUGCAUAUGGAUCUCUGCUGCAGUAGUUAUCACCUACACUCUGCUGGGGGGUCUUUACUCUGUUGCCUACACUGAUGUCAUACAGCUCAUCCUCAUCUUCACCAGCUUGUGGUUUUGUGUUCCCUUUGUCCUGAUGAAUCCACACUGCAUGGACAUAAGUAAGACUUUGAUGAAUAACACGAUACAUGGACCAUGGAUUGGAGCCCUGGAACUCCAGAAUGCCUGGAAAAUGGUUGAUCUCUUCUUGUCUUUGUGUCUGGGGAGUCUGGGGUACCAGUGCACCCACCAGAGAAUAAUGUCUGCAUCAUCCGCAUCGACAGCCAAAAGGACCAUGUUUGCCUCUGCCCUCCUAUUACCCAUAUUUGGAAUCCCAUCGAUUCUGUUUGGAGCUGUUGCAGCUUCCACCGACUGGAACCAGACCUCCUAUGGUUCUCCUUCCCCAUUUGAGCGAGGCGAAGCGGCACUAGUCCUUCCAAUCACCCUCAACCACCUCACGCCCACCUACGUUUCCUGCAUUAGUAUUGCAUGUGUGGCUGCGGCUGUGAUGUCAUCAGCUGACUCCGCUCUGCUUUCUGCUACUACUGUCUUCUCGACCAACAUCUUCAAGAAUAUCCUGAGGCCCCAGGCGUCUGAACAAGAGGUGCAGUGGGUGAUCCGUUUGACUGUGGUGGUAGUGGGUAUCGUGAGCUCAGCGCUUACCAGCUUGAAGAAGAGCAUCAUCGCCUUCAUCUUUUUUGGUGCAGAAUUGGCCUACAUUCUUGUCUUUCCACAACUGUUCUGCAUUCUUUUUGUCAAGCUCUCAAAUGGCUAUGGGGCUAUUAUGGGAUGUCUAACUGGAAUUCUGCUAAGACUUCUGAUCGGCGAACCAACGCUUGGAAUACCAACAAUCAUCUGCUUCCCCAGCUGCACUGCAGAGGAUGGCAUUUAUGCCCAGUACGCACCAGUGCAGACCAUAUGUAUGCUGUCUACCAUGGCAUCCAUUUGCUUUUUUUCCUCCCUGACAAAUGUGCUCUUCAGCAGAGGUCUGCUUCCUAAGAGGUGCAAUGUGUUGAAAGUGGAGCAUUCAUUUAAUGCCGACAAUGCUUGACCAUUCUUUGCUUCCUUGGAGAUGGUAAGAAGACCUUGAAUAACAAUAAUAAAAAGCAAUGUCUUGUUACGGCAAGUCUUGUUUGCAUGAUACAUAAACUCUUAAGUGCUAGGCGCAAUGUUCAUCAGACAUGAUUAAUUAACUGUUAUGUUCAUAAGUCCAUCACAAGCUAUUUGGUAGUACUCCAGGCAUUGUAGUUUCUCCAUUCCACCAGGAUCAUCAUCUCCGUUACGGCUGGAUUCUUCAUUUGACUUAAUCAUGCAAGAAUUUCAUGGCACGGCAGUCGGUGCACUAUUGGCUUUUAAUGGGAACAAAAAACCUUCCUAAGGCUAGCACUAUUGCUCGCCACUUAAGCACUGUCUGUAGUUUAUUUUUUACAUCGUAAACAUAUAAAUAAAAGCCACAUAGAUAGUAAGAUGUAGAUGUAGUAAGAUGUUGAUGCAGACACAAAAAAUUCACAAGAGGUUCUGGAAAAAAAAAAUGCCUCAAAUAACACGAAACAAGCCACAUUAACAAACAAAUAACGUGCACCUCAAUGAAGUAGUAGCAGUACUCAGUGAUUCUGCUACUGUUGAGGACAGCUUUGUCGUGAUCUGGCUCUCUCUUAACAGCACUUGUGUUGUGGCAGGGACAACUUUUUGACCGCACUGAAGAUGUUGGCUGCUAUCACUUCUUGUCUUAUUUCCUUCUCAUUUCCUCUGUAAUGUUUGUGUUUGAGCUGAGAAACCACCAAACAAGCGUGUCAGCGUUGCCUUUUUUAUGCUGUACGGGCGUUUUACUCACAUGGGCCAUGGGAUUGGUUGGUUCAGACUGGGGAGGCUCUGCAGAUGAUUGCAGUUACGGCAUGCUUACAGUUUCUACCAUGCUAACUACUGGUGAAAAUGGCCCAGGUGUCGGUCUGGCCAGGGAGGGGUUGCUGAUCAUUAGCACUGUGGGCCCCUGAUGGAAACUCACUGUGUUGAAACCAAAGUCUAGGUGACAACCUGUAGAGCGAAGGACGUCUAACCCCAGGAUGCACAGGUCUUGCUGCCACACACAGUCUUUGUGUCCACGACCAUCCUUCAAUGGAUACGUCCGGCACCACCAGACCUUUCAAGGGCGCCGCUUCUCCAGCAACUGUCUAUAACUGCGUCAUGGUUCUCUUCAGCAGGGUUUCUUCAGGCAGAACGCCCGGUCUCACCAGCGUCACUUCAUUCAUUACGUAGGAGUCCAAGCUGAUGGCACCGCACAAACCUGCCACCUGAUUUGCUCUAGAGUUCGACAACAAUCAGAUGUUUUACGUUCUUCAGUUGCAAAGUUAUUUGCAGAUUCUGAUGACAAUUGUAAUCAGCCCAUUAUAAAGCAAUUGCAAAGUUCACAUGAAAUGUAAGAUUGAGCUCUAGUUUAAAAUAACACGACUUUUCCUAUCACAUAAACCUAUGCUA
Messenger RNA from Synchiropus splendidus (mandarinfish), 3384 nucleotides. Its product is annotated as high-affinity choline transporter 1-like. The record is from RefSeq and is a predicted model, not a curated record. NCBI's taxonomy places the organism in Eukaryota, Metazoa, Chordata, Actinopteri, Syngnathiformes, Callionymidae. Gene Ontology annotation, cellular component: plasma membrane. The transcript has 9 exons. Gene Ontology annotation, biological process: choline transport; acetylcholine biosynthetic process; transmembrane transport. Gene Ontology annotation, molecular function: choline:sodium symporter activity. Bases 377 to 1960 code for a protein of 527 amino acids.